Neoarius graeffei (lesser salmon catfish) is the source of this 10735-nucleotide messenger RNA. It is a transcript of the gene spen, whose product is annotated as spen family transcriptional repressor. Gene Ontology annotation, cellular component: nucleus. Gene Ontology annotation, biological process: regulation of transcription by RNA polymerase II. NCBI's taxonomy places the organism in Eukaryota, Metazoa, Chordata, Actinopteri, Siluriformes, Ariidae. Gene Ontology annotation, molecular function: mRNA binding. The transcript has 15 exons. The record is from RefSeq and is a predicted model, not a curated record. The coding region runs from base 134 to 10417 and encodes 3427 amino acids.
GAGAGGGGAAACGGCGCUCGCGACUCAGCUCUGAACAUCAUCUGCUCCAAAACUCGUUCACACAGCACACUCAGGAUCCGAUUUAAUCCCGGAAAAGUCAUCUGCAUGAUCGGGGGACACAAAAACGCGCAGUAUGGUCCGGGAAACCAGACAUUUAUGGGUGGGGAAUUUACCUGAAAAUGUACGUGAGGAGAAAAUUAUCGAGCACUUCAAACGAUAUGGACGAGUGGAGAGUGUCAAGGUCCUCCCGAAGCGUGGAUCUGAGGGUGGCGUGGCUGCCUUUGUGGACUUUGUGGACAUUAAAAGUGCACAGAAAGCUCACAAUACUAUCAACAAGAUGGGGGACAGAGACCUGCGGACUGAUUACAAUGAGCCAGGGACUAUCCCAAGUGCUGCACGAGGUCUGGACGAUAGCCUGUCUAUAGCAACGCGUGGGCGCGAUGUUUCGGGGUUCACAAGGGGGGCGGGGACCACAGUUUAUGGGCCUCCUGCGUCACUCCACAGCAGAGAGGGACGAUAUGAACGCAGACUAGACGGGGCUUCAGAAAGCCGGGAACGCACUUAUGAUCACAGUGCCUAUGGACACCAUGAGCGUGGCAGCAGUAGUUUUGAUCGCCAACGUCACUACGAUACGGAGUAUUAUCGAGACCCUCGGGACCGAACCCUUAGUGGAGGUGGUAGUGGGAGUGCUAGUUCAUCUAGUGCAAGUACGGGAGGAGCCUCUUUAGUGGUCACUGGAGGGUCUGGAGGAACAUGUUCAAGCAGCACUGCUGCUGGUGGAAGCAGUGCUAGCGCUGCUGGAACAGGAAGCGGGGGAUCCACAUCAGGUAGCAUUGGCUUUUAUGGAUCUCGAUGUCGGAGCCCUGCUCGCUUUGAGAGUACGGAAACACGCUACGAGGCCCGUACGCGUGAAUCGUAUACACUGGCCAGCGCGGUGCACCGGGAUCUCUAUCGGGAAGAGAGAGGCAGACGAGGAGAUAGGACUUACCACCACAGCCGCAGCCGGUCUCCACACACCUCGCAAUCACACAAUGUAUCACCACAGAGGUUGACCAGCCCGACAGCAAGGCCCCCUCAUUCCCCCAGUGGGUCUGGCUCCCGUAGCCGCUCUUCUAGCUCCGACUCGGCCAGCAGCACCAGCAGCAGCGGCAGUGGCAGUGAAUCCAGUAGCAGCUCCAGUGAUGAGUCUCCAGCUCGAUCUGUUCAGUCAACUGCUGUACCAGCUCCUUCCUCUCAGCCUCUGCCUCCACUUGAUAAAGAUGAGCCCCGCAAGAGUUUUGGUAUCAAAGUGCAGAACCUGCCUGUGCGUUCAACAGAUACUAGUCUGAAAGAUGGUCUUUUCCAUGAGUUUAAAAAGCACGGAAAAGUGACAUCAGUUCAGAUUCAUGGUGCCUCUGAAGAAAGAUAUGGACUUGUCUUUUUUCGUCAGCAAGAGGACCAAGAAAAAGCUCUUAGUGCAUCAAAGGGAAAACUCUUUUUUGGGAUGCAAAUUGAUGUUACUGCCUGGACUGGCCCUGAGACCGAAAGUGAGAAUGAGUUCCGGCCACUCGAUGAACGGAUAGAUGAAUUUCAUCCCAAAGCUACACGAACACUGUUCAUUGGAAAUUUAGAGAAGACCACAAGUUACCAUGACCUGCUUAACAUUUUUCAGCGCUUUGGGGACAUUGUUGAUAUUGAUAUAAAGAAGGUAAAUGGUGCCCCACAGUAUGCCUUUCUGCAAUACUGUGACAUCGCUAGUGUCUGCAAAGCAAUAAAGAAAAUGGAUGGCGAGUACCUUGGGAGUAAUAGAUUAAAGUUAGGAUUUGGAAAAAGUAUGCCUACCACAUGUGUAUGGUUGGAUGGCCUGGCUUCCAACAUUACAGAACAGUAUCUUACAAGACAUUUUUGCCGUUAUGGACAUGUUGUUAAGGUUGUAUUUGACAGACUGAAGGGGAUGGCCCUGGUCCUUUAUAACAACAUUGAAUGUGCACAGGCUGCAGUAAAGGAAACCAAGGGUUGGAAGAUUGGGGGUAACAAAAUUAAGGUUGACUUUGCCAAUCAUGAGAGUCAGAUGGCUUUUUACCGUUCGAUGCAGGCAUCAGGACAGGACAUCAGAGAUUUUUAUGAUAUCCUUUCUGACCGUCGAGAUGAACGGAGACCACUCUAUCAUGAAUUCUCCACUGAACGGGCAUGCUAUGAAAAUAUAAGAAGUCCUGGAACAUACGCAGAAGAGCUGCGCCGCAAAUAUUCUGCCAGAAGUCGCGAAUUUUACACAGAAUGGGAUCCCUACACAACGGACUAUUAUGACCCGAGAUAUUAUGAUGAACCUUGUGAAUUCAGGGACUACCGAGACCCUUAUGAGCAAGAUAUAAGAAAAUACAGCUACAUGCAGCGAGAACGCAAUAGAGACAGAGAACGCUUUGAAACGGACAGAGAACGUGAUCAUAGCCGACGGACAGCUGAACACAACCAAAGUCCAUCUCAUCCACGUCGUCCUUCUAGCCCCAGUGUGUCCCCUGUUUUAACUGAACGCCUAGUUAGUGACCCCGAACAUCAUAUUUACAGUCGCUCAUCUGAAAGAAGUGGCAGUUGCAGCUCAAUUUCUCCACCACACUUUGAAAAGCCAGACAGAAUUCGUUUGGACCGGUACAGUAAAAGUGACAAACUUGAGAAGGAAAGGCCACUCUUUGAAGCAGAUCGUGCAAAUGGAGGAGAAAAAGAAAGGCGAGCUGGACGUAAGGAUAAAGGAGAAAAAGACAGAACUGAGAAGCACAAAUUAAGGAAGUUAAAACUUUCAUCUCCUAGUGUUCCGUCAUCUGAAACAGACCUUGAACCUGAUAGGGAUGCCAGCCCUGACACAGCCCAGCAUAAUUCUGGCAAAACGCUGGCCAAAGAAAAAGAAUCUGGAAAAGGAAGGCUAGAUCUUCCACCUUGUGUUGUUCAUUUAACACGAGUCAAAGAAAAGGAAGGAAAGUUUAUUGACCAUGCCAUUGUUGAGACACAAAGACUCAGGGCUGCUAGUGAUCAUGUCAGUUCUCCAGCUCCACCCUUGGCUGAUCACAAGACUAUGUUACAUCGUAUAGAAAUUCAAAGUAGAGAGGUUCUUAAACAUGGAAAAAUGCCAAAAGAUAAAUGUUUGGCUAGCCAAAUAGAGAUUGUAGACAAAGAAAGCAAAAUCAAAGGCAGAAAAUACCUUAAAGCUGAACCUGUAUUUGAAAAAAGCAAUUCUGAUGCUGAUCGUUUAGCAGCUCGAAAGAGGCGUUUUGAGGAAGAAACAACAAGAGCUAAUCGCCUGAGGAGAGUAACCCAGGAUGCAGAUGAAGGGCGAUUUGGACUGAAGUGGCUGGGCAAUAUUCAUUUCUCAAAGGGGCUGGAGGAGGACAAAAAAUUUACUCAACUUGAGAUACCCAAACAAGAGAGUAAAAUUGAUAAGAAAGAAUGUCUGGUUACUUUAAGUACCCCAAGUGAAGGGCCAGACUCAGAAAUGAGCAAAAAUCUCGGUCCCAGUAUUGACCUGCAGCCUCGGGAACUGGCAGAGGAAGCAACAGAUCCCAUAAACGAGCUUGAUCAGAGGAUGCAUGGUUUUGGAGCAAAGGAUCAGCAGUGCCUCAGUCUUAAAGUGUCUGAUGACAAAAGCUUAGAAAUGGAACAGGAAUUAAUUGACCGUAAAAGGCUGUCUGCAUUGCAACAAAUAGAUGCUCUAAAUAGUGAAGAAAGGUUACUGUUUGACCUGGACCACUCACAAAGCUGUAGGAAACAAAUGGAGCAAAGCCAUUGUCUCCAGCAGCAGCUGCUACAAGACUGCGAUAAAACUGAAAAUACAUUUAGCAUUGAUGUCCAAGACUUUGAUAAUCAAUGUCUUGUACGUGUGGUAGGCAAACCCCCUCUGGAUGUUACUGAUGUUUCACCUCCUCUCAAGCGAAAGAGGUUAGAAGCAUUUGAUUAUCAUGUUAUAACUAAUAAAGAAUGUAAUUAUCAAGGUCCCGGGCAACUAAAUGAUGAUUCUGAAAGGAGUGUUACCUCUGCCUCGGUUGAUGAGGAUUUGCCUGCUGACUCAUUACAUUUGAAUAUAGAUAAAGCAAAAGACAAAUCUAAAUCAGAAAACAACUCACACUGGGAUGGAUUAAAAUGCAAUAAUCACAACACUGUCACAGACACAGGUUGGGAGAGUAAAACGAAACAGGACGUAGUGAAAGAAAUGAGCUUUCCCAGUACCAUUGUGAAACGUGAGAGCAUUAGAAAGCGCCUUGUACAUGAACUGGAGCCUGGAGAGGUUCGGUCAGACUCUGAUGAUGAUGACGACGACGAUGACUACACACCUAUGUCACCAAAGCUGGACACUUCCCUCAAAAGAGAAAGUGAGGGAAAGGUUUUGGACCUCAAACUCUCAGGUUCCUUGGAAAAAAACAAGUUCUAUGAAUUUGCAUUGGAUAAGACAAUAACACCAGACACAAAAGCCUUACUCGAGCGAGCUAAGUCUCUUUCUUCAUCAAGGGAAGACAACUGGUCUUUCCUUGGCUACGACUCACGGUUCACAAGCUUUCGAAAUUGCACAGACAAAGAGAAAGUCGAGCCCACACCCAGACCCAUUCCAUCCUGGUAUAUGAAAAAAAAGAAAAUCCGGUCUGACUCCGAAGGAAAGCUUGAAGACAAAAAAGAAGACCCAAAGCGAGAAGAACAAGAGAAUGGAGAACUAUUUGCCUCUCGUUUUCUGCACAGCUCUAUAUUUGAGCAGGACUCAAAACGUCUUCGACAUCUUGAAUGCAAAGACAAUGAUCCUGAGAUUGGAAUCGGAGAGAAGGCUACGAUCACUGUAGAAAAGGCUGAGACUGUAGGAGCAGACCUUUUGCAGGAGCCCAUAGUGCUGUUCCAUAACCGAUUUUUGGAGCUACAGCAAAAAAAGGACAAAGACCAAGAGUCACACUCUUCUGAAAAAACCAUUGAGGUGGAAACAGUUGAGAAAAAUACUGCGCCAGAUCAAGAACAAGUUCAGUCCCCUAAAGAACCUGAUGUUGUGACUGGUUUAAAAUCAGCAAGCCCUUUGUUUUCAGAAUCUCUCCUCAGCCCCACAGAGACAUUUGUGCACCAGAAUAAGCCAGCUGGUCCUGUUACUGAGUCACCAGUUAUAGAUGAGAAAUUAGAAGAUACUCAAAUAGUCUCCCAUCAAUUGUCCAGCCCCAUGAAUGACAUUAAAGCAGCUGAUGCAGUAAGCACAGCACCUUUGACAAAGAUGGACAACACUGAAGUAGAGCCUGAAGAAGAAAUUAAUGAACACACAGAAAUUGCAGUGAACACCUUAGCUGAAAAGCAGAAUGCUGAUGUAAAACCUCCAGCACUUGGUGCAUGCUUAAGUAAUUUGGAGGCAGAGUCUGAGCCUGCUGAGUGUCUGUCUCCUAUUCCAGCUAAGCUUGAAGAUGUACAAGUGCCUCUUAAGGUGGAGCUGGCUGAAGAGAAAACAGACUAUCAUGAUUGUAAUUCUCACCAGAAUGUGGAGUCGUCUCUGGAGAUGCAGUUAGUGGUCUCUGAACCUGAGGUUGAACCGACACAACCAGUACGGAAACAAACUAAGAAUAAAAAAACAAAAGCAAACUCCUCAGCAUUAUUACCUGUGCUGCCAUCUCAACCAGCUAGCAUUGAGAAACCAGCAAUACGGAAGAGUGAACGGAUUGACAGAGAAAAGCUGAAAAGAACAUCACCAAGAGGAGAGGUAAUAAAUAUAAUAUCUGACUCCAAAAACUCUUCCAAAUCACCUGUUUAUGCAACAGAUUUGGAGCAGAUGAGUGACCCAUCCGUGCCCCAUGGCAGAACACGGCAACGUCGGAAUGUUCGUUCUGUCUAUGCCACACCACAUGAGGAUGAGGUGCAUCAACAGCAGGGUAAAGAUUUUGCUGAAUCUUCACGUUCCAUGCGAAAACGUGCUGAUAAAGAAUCUAUACAGCAGGAUCUAUUGACUCCACCAGCCAGCACAAGGAGAGGCCGUCCACCAAAAACACGUAAAAGAGUGGAUGAUGUGUCUUCAGUGAAGGGGGAACAGACAAAAACACCUGAACUUGAUGACCCUAGUAUCAAAGAGUCUGGAAAAGGUGGUGAAAUAACUAAAGUUGCAGAGGGGUGGCGUUCUCCUCGCUCUCAAAAGGUUCAGGCAAUAGUUAGAGCUGGACAGUGCAGAAAACAAGCUAAAACAGACAAACCAUCAGAAGUUGAUACCUCUGAAAACUUGAAGUCUCAAGUUGAAACAAAAGAGGAGACUCCCUUCCUGGAAAAAGUGGCUAAAAAGCCAGAAACAGAUCUGAUGGACAAAACACAGAUGUCUGAAAAAAGUGUGAAGGUCAAGGUGCCAAGAUUGACACGCAAUACCAAAACGGUACCUAUUGAUAAGUCAGUUAAUCUUAAAAACCUUGUCAUUGAUCUUAGUGGGGAUGCAGUUAAAGAUGCACUGUAUUCUGGGGAUGAAAGCAAUCAACACUGUCAAGAUCCUUCAGAGAAAACCAAAACAGAAUUAUCUGUUCAAGAGGAGUCUAAAACUGCAAAAUAUUUCAAAGAAUCAGAUCACCUCAUCCCAAAUGAGAGGGAGGAAGUUCUUGCAGAUGUGGAGCCUCCUGUUGAGCCAGAGGAAGUGUUCCUUGCCCGUCAGAUGGAAUUAGAGAGAGCAGUGGAAAAUAUUUCUAAUCUAGCAGUUGAACAACCACUACCCUACAAGGAGCCAUCUUGUCAACCUCCUGUUGUAACACCUGUUGCAGCAGAGUCUGAUCAAACCGAGGUAGAAAAGCCUGCAAAUCCUGCAAGUGAAACUGAGCUUGCUGCUGCAAUUGAUUCAAUUACUGCUGAGAAUAUUUCUGCUGAUGCAGAUGGAUUUCACACUCCUACAUACACAUCACUCCUUCCAACAUCAGAGUCACUUGUCUUGCCCACUUCAAAUGAGGUCACAGAACCAGAGACAGAUAUGGUAAUAAAGAACAUAAGGGAUUUUGAGCCAAGUAGUAAUUUGACUCCAGAUUCAAAGUCAUCUCAACCAACAGUGGUUACUGAAUGUCCACCAUCAGAGGUACCCAAGAAGGGUGGAAGACCUCGACUAAAAACACCAAAGAAAUCCAAAGGUCGAAAGGUUUCUGCCAACAAAAAAUCAGCUGUGAUAUCACAUGCAGUAUUGGAAGCCGAAUUGGCAGCAGUUAAACUACCGGAGUCAAUUCCUGAAGACAUGCAAACUGCUAAUCUUAAAACAGCCAGUUCAUCCUCAGCAGCUACUGUAGUCACUGUAGCUGCUGCAUGUAAAAAUGACGUUGCAUCAGUGGUGACCUUAAACACUCCCAAGGAGGCUGAACAACCUGUUAUAGAUCAGCCUGAACCUCAAGAAUCAGCCUUCCAUUCUGGAACUAAUAGUCCUUCAUAUUUAAGGUCACCAGAACCAUCAUCAGAACCAGUAGCACCUGCUCUUACCCCACCAUCAACCUGUCUAAAUGCAACACCAUCUCAUUCAUCUAAAGUACCUCAUGCAUCCCCAGACUGGGUGACCAGAACAGAAGAGAAAGUGACACCUCCUAUACACAAAGUUGCUGUAGUUGCAUCGGCACCCACUGUGGUAGUAGGUGGGCACUCUGCAAAUACUGCAGUUCCCCCCGACACUAAAGCCUCUGAUAUUGAUCCUAGCUCUAGCACCUUAAGGAAGAUUCUAAUGGAGCCAAAAUAUGUAUCUGCUUUAAACAGCAGUUCUGUGCCAAGCACACUGCUGACAACAUCAUUAACGGACCCCAGAAUGUCCCAGAGUGAGAGUUUACCUGUUAUAAAAUCCUCAGCACUUGAGGAUAGACCCAGUCCUGUAACACCAGUUACACCUCAAAUGGUGCCUCCACAACAACCUCCUCCCCAACCCAGUGAAACUCUGAAUAUCUUUAAGGAAAAACUGGGCAACACCGUUAUCUCUUCUGCUGCUACUUCUGUCAUUAGUCGAAUUCCUAUGCCCUUUGAUUUUGAUAGCACCCCUCGUAUAUCUUUGAGCAACCGCAACUCUGGACUGUCUCAAACCAAGCACAAGUAUCGCUUCAGCACGAAUGACAAUAAUAGCUACCAUGGACUCUCAAAUUCUGAUGACGGACGACCUUCUGAUAAUACAGCCAGUAACACAGGCUCAGGUCCUGGUUUGAGGGUAAACACCUCAGAGGGUGUGAUGGUACUAAGUUAUUCAGGGCAAAAGACAGAGGGUCCCCAGCGUAUUGUUGCUAAAAUCAGCCAAAUUCCACCCCCCAGUGCAGCUGACAUUGAAUUUCAGCAGUCUGUUUCAAAAUCUCAUGUUAAACAAGAGCAACUUCAACCUCAGCCAUCUACACCUAAAGCAUCCCAGACACCCACAGCUCAACGACACACAGGUACUAUAUUAAGCAGCCAAGGGUUCAAUGCCCAGCCUGUCAUUUCCUCCAUAAAAAAGCAAGGUCCUGUUACUGACAAAUCUGAAUCAUCUCCUCCUACUGGUUCACAGGGUGCUCCUUUGAAAACCUUCCAACACUUAAGUCCCAGUCAUCAGGUCUUGAGGUACAAUCAAUUAAUGUUACAGCAACGUAUUAAAAAAGCACCUGUUGCAGAAUCUGUUUCAGUGAAAGCUGAUGUUAAACAAUCACAAUCCUUCAAUCACACCCCAGUUUUAAGUCCACACCCCUCCCCUGUGCAAGGAAAUCACAUUUCAAGUCCAGCUACCCCUAAUGAUAGAUCGGUCUGUCAACCAAAACAUGAGUUACACUGUUCAAGGACAUUGGCCUCUCCAUUCUCUAAAAUUUGCCCACCUAGUACCUCAGUAGGCUUGGGGGCAAGUGGACCCAACUAUGUGACAAACGUACAUCAUCCUGAGCAGUCUGUCAUUAUUCACCCUCCCAGUGCCACACAAUCGGUCACAAUUGGUCAGUUGUCCCAAGGAAAUGCCAGAAUGAACACUCCUCCUCUGGCUGGAAUUAACUAUGGAAUACGCACAGGUUCUCUCUCUUCCCCGACGUCUGGUCCGCCACAACGCUCCACUACACCCCAACCAGCAAUAACGAGAGAUAGGCUGUUGAAACAACAUGGAAGUGCUGGCCAGGUGAGUGGAGCAAAUGAAAAUGAUGUGCGACACUUCCAUCAAGGAACACGUAGGACAUCCGUGGCCCAAUUACACUCCGAUGUCGUGGUAAUACAGCCUGAGUACAAAGGAAUACAUCAUGGGGGGUUGCAUCUGGAUCACUACAACAGAGACUUGCGUGUACUUAUGCCUCAACAGUUAACAGAACACCCAGGUGUUCUUGAAGCUCACAAGGCUCAAACACCAGAACCUCCUUCACUGUCAUCACCCUCUCAUAUAUCUUCAGCAUCUUCAAAAUCGCCCUCUGUUAAGAAUCCUUCACUGACUCUGAGAGACUCACCAAAGGCAUUGGAGGUGAAAAUGUCUCAGUCUACUCAUUCUCCUCAUUCAGAGAGUAGAGUAAUUGGUCAUACUCCUGCCUCAGUCAUUUCUGCUCAAGGAGUACAGCGGAUACAUCCUGGCAGUCCUGGCUCCAUACCUGAAUUUUACAGAGAGCAUGGCUUCCAUUCCAAGUUACCUGGUUCCUCAGUAAUUGGGAUUAAUAUGGCUAAUUAUGGCAUUGCACCAUCUCAGAGCUCCCAGGAAGGUGAACACAGAUCUAAAGCUUCCCAUAUUGCAUCUGGCGGCCCACUUAGGGAAACGGCACUUAACAUGCCGCACGUUAGGCAUCCGGGGUCAAUGGAUAUGUCUCAUGUACAUCGAAUCCAGGGCGAGAGCACUUCUCCUGCUUACACCUCUCCAACUGCCAUGACACCCAAAUUGGAAGUAUCUCACUCUCUCCAGAAGGGAUCUCAGAGUCUUUCAUCAGGGCUCAUUUCACUGCUUCCUUCAGCACCAUCCAAUAUAAGACUUGAUAUAAAACCUGACAGUGCUGGGCACCCAUCAGUUGACAUGGUUCAACUGUUGAAGAAGUAUCCUAUUGUAUGGCAAGGUCACUUGGCACUCAAGAAUGAUAGUGCUGCAGUCCAGUUACACUUUGUUUCUGGUAAUAAUGUCCUGGCUCACCGUUCACUACCUCCUUCAGAGGGAGGUCCCCCUCUUCGCAUUGCCCAGAGAAUGCGUUUAGAAGCUUCCCAACUUGAGGGAGUUGCAAGGAGGAUGACUCUUGAGGAUGAUUACUGCCUCUUGUUGGCGUUACCCUGUGGUUUGGACCAAGAGGAUGUUCUCAUUCAGACUCAUGCUCUUAAAACCUGCUUUAUCACAUACCUGCAGGCAAAACAAGCUGCUGGGAUUAUCAAUGUUCCCAACCCAGGCUCCAAUCAGCCAGCCUAUGUUGUCCAAAUAUUUCCUCCUUGUGAGUUCUCUGAGAGCCACUUGUCUCACCUUGCUCCAGACCUCCUCAAGAGCAUUUCCAGCAUCUCACCGCAUCUCAUGAUUGUUAUUGCAUCUGUCUAAGACUUUCCGGAAAGAGCCCAUUUCCUUAAAUAAGAAUAAUGCCAACACCAGCUGAACAAGAUUUUGGCAAAGGCCUCAGUUUAUUUACUCAUCUGUGGUCUUUACUCAUGCACUCAUUCUUUUUGGUUCUUUCACUAAAUCCUUUAUUCAUUGUGAUUUCAUAAUCCAUUUAACUCACAGUAGUAAAUGGAGCUUUGUAAUGAUCAAUUUUCUGAUCAUUUUUAUUGUUUUCAUUGCUUUUUGGAAAGUUUUGAAAGUGUAUCUAUGAUUUUUAACACCUGUAUAAACUCUUUUAAAGUUAACGACAUUGGACUGAAA